Messenger RNA from Xenia sp. Carnegie-2017, 1390 nucleotides. RefSeq lists its product as uncharacterized. Lineage: Eukaryota; Metazoa; Cnidaria; Anthozoa; Malacalcyonacea; Xeniidae. The coding region runs from base 213 to 1184 and encodes 323 amino acids. The transcript has 2 exons. The record is from RefSeq and is a predicted model, not a curated record.
GUUGAUGCAGUUUGACCUUAGCUAAGCAAGGCUUAGCGUGAAGUCAAGGAUAUAUACAAAACUAAUAUUUUUUAGGGAUUAAAUGUGAUAAAAAGCUUACUUCUAUAAAAUAAGAAACAGUUGGCUGCAUGUAGUUUCGAGUUUAAAAUGCAAGAGUUGAAGAACACUUGAAAAACUUUUAAAAGAAUUGAAAAUUCAGAAACAGUUUAGUCAUGGCGGGAUCAGAGAUACCAUGGAUAGAGGGAGUGGCAAAUCAAGGUAAAGAACGUAUUUUCCCAGGAAGACACGUGCAACAACACGAGUGGGAACCAGAAUGGAAUCGUGAAUUUCGUAAACACUAUGACUACAUCUCAGAUUACGAAUGCCCUUUUCCUUACUCAAAAGAAAGACACGAGCCAAUUCUCAGCCAGACAAAAAAAGAAAAUUUGCGGGCUGCUAAACAGCAAAGAGAUCCAAUUCGAAUCGACACUCUGGUUCAUUGCACACCAUCUUCUAACAUGAGGGGAAUAAUUUCAGAUAAAGGGUUUGAAGGCGGCAAGAAGAAGAUCAAUAAGAGGCAAAAAGCUUAUUUGUCUUGGUGGAGUCCAUAUUUCAGCAAUGAUGUCCGCAAAAAUCUGCAAAAUCAAAUGCAAACGUUUUUCUCGCAAUUUUCCAAUUAUAAAAUCAACGAAAUAAAUGAUAUUACAAAGCAGUUUGGAAAAUCCGAUUCGUUUCUUCUUUAUUCUUAUCGCAAUCAAGGGCAUGAUUGUGAAUAUUACUUUAAAUACUCAAUCGACGAGCUGCUAAAAUCUUACCAAGACUAUAUUCGCGGUGAGAAGAUGGAAUUUAGAAUAUUGGGAACUUUUGCAUACCCUGUCAAAGUAGAGUACAACGUUCUCGUUUGCAGUGAAAGCGCAGGGAAAGAUGAAUUUUCUGAAUACCCGCUCGUACCGCAAGAGAACAAUGUCGUAACGAGAGAUAAUGAAGGCAAAUUUUGGUGGUAUCCACAGGCUACAGGAACCGAAAUCAAGCGUUUUCACCCCUACAAAACUGAUCCAAAGUACAGACGUUAUGAUCGUGUAUCUUUUGCAUUUCAUGUGCGAAAAGGAGAGAUAUUUGAAACAGAUUGUGUGAAAGAUAAAGGCAAGAAUAUACCACCUGCAUAUUUCACAAGAGCCUACUCACGACGCUUCAUUUACAGCUAAAUUUAGUACAAAAAACAUCCAUUCUAGAGUCUGCUGAAGAUAUAAUACGCUAAUCGUUCAGUAAAUCGUAGGCCAAAGCCACAUAAAACGAUUUUCGUGGACAUCGCAUGAUAUCCGUAAUUCGUUUAAUUCUAAACGAAAGAGAUUUCUCAGUUCUGUUGUUUGUCAAAUAUUAAAAAAAUUCAAUAAAAAUUCAUAGAUUGAAA